AUGGCGCCCCUAAUCCAACACGAGGAGCAACGGGUCCUUCCUGCCGGCGCCACGGGAGGAGAUGAGAUUUCGUCGGCGGGGAGCCAGCAUACUGCUCAAUUAUCUGUCCACCCGAUACCCGAGUUGCAAGGACCGUUUGACGAGUCGAUAUCAGAGGCUGUUGGAGGUACUGGGAGUAAACGGGUGGUCAAUAUCGAUGCGCAGACACGACGCAGGAAUCUUCUCGAAAGCGCCGAGUAUGAGCGGCUAUGCGGCCGAAAAUGGCCUCAACGGGCUGGUGGGAGGUAUCAUCCGAUUUGGAAACUCACCUCGCAGAUGUUAUUUGGCGUUCACCUCCUCGUAAGAGGGCUUGCGAAAUCAGACACCGAGGUGUUGAGGAUUCUUCAGAUCCACGUGGAUGAAGUGGAUGGCUUCCUGGGCAGGACGACGGAAGACUUCCUGAUCGUCGAGGUCGACGUAUACACGCGCAUGCAAUACCUGAGCCUACCUCUCCAGAAUCUAAAUACUUUCGAUGAGAUGCUAGAAGACCGCCUAUUUCGCCUUUCCAUGCUCGACUACAACGACAAGAUUGAGCAUGCAAUCCAACGUUUCACAGCCUCUAUCGACGACAGCCUAAAAGACAUCCAGAAAGGAAAAGCGGCUAUCAGGGCUCUCUGGAAGUACCUCUACCAAGCAGAAAAGGAGUAUGAACUCUCAGGAUACAUGGCCGCCCUUGUCAGCGCCAUGCUAUCCAACGCAGAGGGAUGGAAUGUGGCCUUUUCAGACCUGCGACGCAAAGGACUCAAGCUCCAAGCCGCGCUUGCUAAACUCUCCCUGGCCAUCACCGAAAUGCAGCGGCGCAUAGGGGUAGCGAGUCGCAAGAAACUGGUCCAUCAACAGACCGAACGGGGAUCCAUGCCGAUGCCGCGUCUGACUUCGCGGCGGUCUUUCAGUGGGAGGUUUUUCGAGAGACCCAAAACGGCUAUUGAAAAGCCUUUACCAUGCGAUCCGAUUCCUUCAAGGUCUGCCAACGGCACGCCGCAGCCUAUCGAGAGUCGUGAUAGGCAAAGGCAUGGUUCGGGGUCCAGAGCAGACAAAGAACCAGCGAGACGCUCCAGCAUGAGUGCUUCCCAACCAACAAAACAUACAGACAAAGCCACGCACCACGUCAAAUCCCAUUCAUUCAUCCCAGGCAUGCAGCGGAGCAUCGUCAAGCGACUCUCAAAGGCCAAACUAAGCCCAAUGACAUGCGCAGAUGACGAAGUCGACCACCCGCCGAAAAGACCAACGACUGCGCCCUCACCCAGGCGAUUAAAGGCGCGGACUAUCUCCAUGGAACAGCUGAAGUCAUUCCGGUACCCCAGAAAAGAACCACACUCAAAUCCAAUGACACCACCAAUGCCAACGCAACACGAACGACAACCCACCGCGUCCCAAACACACACUCGACAAGAGACGAUGAAAGACCAGCUCCUCCACUACCUGAAAUCAGACCGGGUAGCAGACGCCUGGGAGCACACAGUCCGAAAAGAGAAGAAAGGCAUCACCCGGCGUGUCUCACAGAUAAAGCUCAACGGCCCACUCAGCGCAUUUCGCACGAGGCCAUCAACAGCCCUCGGGAGCCCCGGAAAGCCACAGACAACGUAUCUGGCAGACGGGUCGAAGAUACACACAUCGAGCCUUCAGAACGGGCUCGAAGCUUUCGAUACUACUACCUACCCGCUGAAGCCAAAGCGCGAUGACUCCGCUCCGCGAAUACACGUUCUUUCGCUGCAGAUGACGCUGGCUCAGGAGUCUGAGCGGAAGGAGAACGGCCACCGGCGCAACAAUAGUAAUAAUACUGAAAUCACGUGGGAUGCACAGUCUGUUAUAACUGCGCUUCCUUCCGUGCCGCCUACUAUACCCGAGGGACCUCCAAAGAGUCGUACACUCUCCGGCUGGAGGCAUUAA
Molecule: messenger RNA, 1929 nt
Organism: Aspergillus campestris IBT 28561
Lineage: Eukaryota; Fungi; Ascomycota; Eurotiomycetes; Eurotiales; Aspergillaceae
Exons: 3
Coding region: 1-1929 (642 amino acids)
Source: RefSeq, a predicted model, not a curated record